AUGAAUGAUAAUCAAAUUAGAGCAGAAGGUAGAAGGUUAUUUAAACGCUUCUAUAACAUUCCUGAUGGUGUUAAUCCUAAAACUCGUAGAAGUUAUUUAAAUGAAGCAAUAGAUUCAUAUGAAGGAUUUGACAUUUCAUCAGAAAGUGAGAGAUUAGCGAGAAUGUUAAAUGUUAAUAUUGAUUUCUAUUAUUGUGACCCUCAACCAGAAGACGUGGACAUAAAUAAGGUAGACUUUCCAUUAGUGGAUUCAAUAAUGAUAGAUCCAGAAUUUGAAACAGUAAAUAUUUUAUUAACACAGAGUCCAUGUGGAAAACUUCACGCUGACAGAAUAACAGACGUUGAAGCACUCACCGGCUAUAGAGUUUGUCCAUAUUGUAAAGAAGAAGUUUAUUCUAUCCGUGAUGAUCCAGAAAGGAAAAACCAAAGAAGAUUUUUAAAGCAUUGUGAGAAAUGUAAAGAAAAUAAUGGAAGAUUAAUUCAAGACGUUCAAUUGCAAAAGACACAGCAACCAUAUGCACCACAUAUUACGAAACAGAAGAUAUAUCAGUGGUUAUUAGCUCAUAAUUUGCAGGAAUAUUAUCAACCGACAAGAUAUUAUAUUACUUUUGACUUCGAAACAUUAGAGACUAAAGA
Molecule: messenger RNA, 635 nt
Organism: Trichomonas vaginalis G3
Lineage: Eukaryota; Parabasalia; Trichomonadida; Trichomonadidae
Exons: 1
Source: RefSeq, a predicted model, not a curated record